Amphibalanus amphitrite is the source of this 1747-nucleotide messenger RNA. Its product is annotated as melatonin receptor type 1A-like. The coding region runs from base 438 to 1691 and encodes 417 amino acids. Gene Ontology annotation, cellular component: membrane; dendrite. Gene Ontology annotation, molecular function: neurotransmitter receptor activity; G protein-coupled serotonin receptor activity. Gene Ontology annotation, biological process: chemical synaptic transmission; G protein-coupled receptor signaling pathway, coupled to cyclic nucleotide second messenger. The record is from RefSeq and is a predicted model, not a curated record. NCBI's taxonomy places the organism in Eukaryota, Metazoa, Arthropoda, Thecostraca, Balanomorpha, Balanidae. The transcript is spliced from 6 exons.
CACUGCUGGGAGCUGACUGGGAGGAGUGCGCGCCCGGCGCUGAGUGGAGGGUGUUGGAUAGUGCUGCGCUGGCUCUCACUUGAGACAGCUGGGUUAAACACGUGUGAGAGCUGAGCCAUUCAGGUCCCACUGGUGUGGUGUUGUGGGCUUUACUAACAGGAUUUUAACUGCUGAUUGUAUUUCAAUCGUCUUGAACCGUCAAAUGUGUUGCUGAGUUAUUUUUUGCCUUGUCUUUUUCUUGGAAGAUGACUUUUCGUUCUUAGGAGAAAAGUGGGAAAAAUAGUGAAAAGCGCCAUUUCAAGCUCAACAGUCAAAUGUGUUUUUGGCAUUUAUGGAAACAGUCAAAUGUGUAUGUUUGUCUAAAUAACCCUUCAAAAGUAACAGUUAAGUUCACGGCUAGUGGAGAUUGGGACUUUAGCUAACCAGAGUCGACCAGUAUGGAGCUGAGUGAGAGCACGUCAGUCGCGCCCGAUGCGCCGGCGGUGACCAACUCGAGUGUGCCGGACGUCGCCGAGCACCACUACCAUCCGGCGUUCGUGGUCACCAUGAGCGCGCUGAUGGCCACAUUCAUCGUGUGCAGCCUGGUGGGCAACACGCUGGUCAUCAUCACCAUCUGCCGACACCGGCAGAUGCGCACGCGCACCAACCUGUUCCUGAUGAACCUGGCGGUGGCGGACGUGAUGGUGGCGCUGCUGGACAUGCCGGUGGCGCUGGUCACGCUGAUCGCCGGCCGCUGGGUGUUCGGUGACGUCCUCUGCCAGAUGAACGCCUUCUUCGUCGGCCUCGGCACCAUGACGUCCGUCCACACGCUGAUGCACAUCAGCAUCCACAAGUACAUCAGCAUGACGCGGCCGUUCAGCCGCUUCAUGACGCGUCAGAAGAUCCUGGCUCUGAUGGCGGCUGCCUGGCUGUGGUGCAUCGGGUACAACCUCACCCCGCAGAUGGGGCUGACGCACACAGUGUACAAGCGCGGGACGACCCAGUGUGGUCCCGAGAUCCCCAGCACCGUCCAGCAGCGGAUCCACAGCGCCAUCAACAGUCUCGUCAACCUCUACCUGCCACUCGGCGUCAUGAUCUUCUGCUACUUCAGGAUCUUCCAGGAAAUACGAGCUCACCUCAGCAGGAUGCGCGAGAACUCGAACAUGGCGCAGCGGAGCAGCGUGCUGCAGCAGCAGCGGAUCGCCGUCACCCUGUGCCUGGUGCUGGCCUGCUUCCUGCUCUGCAUGGCGCCCUACAUGGUCUACUCAAACCUGCUGGCCGUGUCCCGCGGCGGCUCCAGCCGCGUGCCGCUCAUCCUCAACCCGAUCUCGUACUGGUUCCUGUAUCUUAGCUCAGUGCUCAACCCCAUCAUAUACGGAGCCAGGAGCUCGACGUUCCGGCAGAGCUACAGAGAGAUUCUCUGCGGAGCCAAGCGGUCCAAAAUCCUCACCGUCGGGAGCCUCCGCAGUGUGGGCAGCACCCGUCUCUACAGCCACCGUGUCAGCGCGCCGGCCACCUCUCCGUGUGAGUCGCCCGGCUCGCAGUCGACCCCGGCCCGCUGGCUGGAGGUGCCGCCCGUGCUGCACGGCCCCAAACCGGCGCAGCUCUCGCAGACCAGGGCUCUAGAGGCCGACCAAACGCCGCCAGAUACUGCGCAGAGUCCACCUGCGCCGCACACCCCACACAGAGUGACAGAAAAAGAACGGUAUUGAAGUUCACUAGCAGCUGUUUAAAUACACAAUGGCGGCGUCUCGCUGACGAAACAACA